AGGUACAGUAAGACAAAGUAAAGCAAGACAAAGUAAGACAAGGUUAAGGAGCGACAGGAAGAACAAAGUAAAGAAAUUAAAGCAAAGGGAAGCACAAUAAAGUAAGAAAAAGCAAAGUAAAGAAAAGAAAUAGCUAGAAAACUCUAAGCUUCUCCGAAACUAUGGCAAUAUAGCUUUCGAUGCUUCGUAUCACGUGUCAAAUUCGUGCGUGAGCCAGCUGCGUAGAAGAGACAAGACAUCUUUUUGUUGAUAAAUGAAAGUAAUACUUUUUUCAGACCUUUAACAAGCAGUACUAAAAAAAUUAGACAACAUUUACAAUAGAAAUUUUAUUUAAUUUUUUAUGAAAAGUAAAAUUCUAGUUUUGUUUCUAAGAAAAGGAAAAUUAUUGUUAUUGAAAAAGUCUAUGACAACAUGCUGAUUUCUUUUGUAUCGCUGUAAAAUAAUCACAGCGAGGAAGAGCAACGAGGAACUGCUGUUUUAUACAAAAACAUUUGUUGAUACACGAAAAUUCUUCAAAGACGAGAAAAAAAGACGCCGAAAAAUACAGUCUAAUUAUUUUAAUGUUUCAUUGUUGUAAUAUAAUAAUAACCAUUUUUUAACUGAAAUAAUUCUUAAUUAUACAAUUCAAGAGUGAUGUUGCGAUCUUUAAAUAUUCCCUUUCUUUCACUAUUUUCACUUUUUAAAACUUCAUAUGGCAACAGACAGAGAAACAGCUCAAAGCAUCGAUUGAAGUUUAGAUUGGGAAUGUUUCACUUUUCACAAGUUCUGUUCUGUAUCGGUUGCAUAGCAAAAGGCUGUUUUGGCACAUCACCAGAUAGUUUGUUGAUCAACCAUCUGUUAUCUAAUUAUCACCCUGAUGCACGUCCUAGUUCCAGUGUUACUAAACCAGUCAACCUGACAUUUGAUAUUGCUUUGAAGCAAAUGCUGGAUAUGGACGAAAAACAACAGAUAAUGACGACUAAUGUAUGGAUCAGACAUUAUUGGAAUGAUCAGUACCUGCGCUGGGAUCCGGCGAAGUGGUCAAAUGUUUCCUAUUUGGCUGUUGGUCCAGACAAAAUAUGGAAACCGGAUAUCACCUUGUACAAUAAUGCGGAACGAGGUUUCCAAGGUUUUGAUGAUUUUGGAAAAACAAGAGUUAAUAUAUACAGCACUGGGGAUGUUGUGUGGUUAAUCCCAAUGAUUUUAAGGAGCGAAUGUAAAUUGUCAAUGACUUAUUUCCCAUUUGACGUACAGUACUGCCCACUUAAGUUUGGUUCGUGGGCGUACGACGGUCUUGCUUUGGAUGUAUACAACCGAAAUCCAACAGGCGAUCUUAGCACGUUCUCAAAAAGUGGAGAAUUUAAGAUAGACGGUCUAGAGGCAAACAGAGUAUCGGCAACAUAUGUUUGCUGUCCAAAUCCAUACGUUACAAUCACUUACACGGUUCGAUUGCAUCGAAGAGUAAAAUUCUACUUCUACAAUCUGAUAAUACCUGGAGUGCUCAUUGCUGUGUUGGCCUGCUUCUCUUUCCUUUUACCACCAUUGUCCGGUGAAAGAACUGGUCUUAUCAUCACAACUUUUCUAUCCUUGUCUGUGUAUGUUUUAAUGGUAUCGGAUUCAAUUCCACCGAGUUCAGAAAGUAUACCGAUUAUUGUCAGAUUCUACACAGUAAUGAUCAGUGAAAUUGCAUUAGCGUUGAUUGUCAAUUCCGUAGUUAUUCCAUUGGCUAAUCGAAAGGUACCCGUACCGAAACUAAUCAAAAAUCUACUGCUGGGGAAAAUAUCUAAGUAUGUUUUUUGCAAUAAAAACACAACGAAAGUCAACGAGAUGUAUUUUUCAGCCGAGAACGACGCGUUUGCAGAUAAUACCUUCAAUGAAGAAGAUCUAAUGGAAGGAAAAAUGAAAGAAAUUGGCGAAAUUAAAGAUUUAAUGACAAAAGUGUUAAAAACAUCCAAUACAGUCUUUCAGCAGAAAGUCCUAAACUACCUUAAAUCUAUCAAAAACAUUUUAAAGGAAGAUUCGUGCUCAAAACAAAUUGAGGAUGAUUGGACAGAAGUGGUUAACAUACUCGACAGAAUUUUUUUUGUCACAUUUGUGGCGGUGGUUGUGAUAAGCGGCGUUGUACUGAUGCUGGAAGCUCCUGAAAUAAAUUUUUAGUAGCAUUAAAUGCUUUUGUAAAUAGAAAUGUUAUUUUUAGGGGUUUAAAGGAGAGAAAAGGGAAAUUUAACAGUUUACUGGACAAGAAAUUAUCAUGGUCAACAUAAAUUUUUUCUUCCGUAGUAGCUAUGAAACAAUUUUAAAAUAAAAAGAAGUUAAAGAACAUGUUAACGCCCAUGUCAGUUUUAACUUGGAUAAGCUCGCCGGUUAACUAACAAAUAAUUUUGAUAUUUAGACGCGAGUAAGCGCGAACACACCUUUGUAUUAUAACAUUUGAGCAUGAUAUGAUGCCUGUUGGAGAAAGAGAGUGGUAAUUCAAUAGAAAUGCAUGAAUUACAAAGGAAAUUGAAUAGAAAUACAUGAAUUACAAAGGUGAAAGUGUAACUGCCGUAACGUCAUUUUAUUUCGACGCUCAAAAUGUGGGUACAAAAAAUACAA
Molecule: messenger RNA, 2574 nt
Organism: Hydractinia symbiolongicarpus
Lineage: Eukaryota; Metazoa; Cnidaria; Hydrozoa; Anthoathecata; Hydractiniidae
Product: neuronal acetylcholine receptor subunit alpha-10-like
Exons: 8
Coding region: 634-2136 (500 amino acids)
Biological process (GO): monoatomic ion transmembrane transport; regulation of membrane potential; signal transduction
Cellular component (GO): neuron projection; postsynaptic membrane; synapse
Molecular function (GO): acetylcholine-gated monoatomic cation-selective channel activity; transmembrane signaling receptor activity
Source: RefSeq, a predicted model, not a curated record